Messenger RNA from Aspergillus piperis CBS 112811, 1614 nucleotides. It is a transcript of the gene admA, whose product is annotated as ADAM family of metalloprotease ADM-A. The transcript is spliced from 3 exons. Gene Ontology annotation, molecular function: metalloendopeptidase activity. Lineage: Eukaryota; Fungi; Ascomycota; Eurotiomycetes; Eurotiales; Aspergillaceae. The record is from RefSeq and is a predicted model, not a curated record. The coding region runs from base 1 to 1614 and encodes 537 amino acids. Gene Ontology annotation, biological process: proteolysis.
AUGAGGAGUUUCUUUGAUGUUCUCACUGUGGUGUGCACAUUCAAUUUAAUUCGAAAUGUUCUAGGCCAUUCGGUUCGAAACCCAGCCACAGAAUAUGCAGCCCGACUCGAGCAGGUCGUAAUUCACCCCCAGUCACGGACUACUUCGGUCAAGAGCCAACUGGACAUUACUAUAGGGAUUCCUGGACAUGGUGGCCCGGUGCGGUUGCAAUUGGAACCGAACCGGGACAUUCUUGCCCAGGAUACUUAUAUCGAGUAUCUGGACGGCACAGAACCCCAAUCACUCAAUGGAGAAAGGGAAAAAGUGUUUCGGGGUGACGUCCUGGUGAAUUCGUCCAGCAAUGCGUGGCAUCUGGCAGGACGAGCACGCAUAUAUCUCAUCCAGGAUGGGACAAGCCCGCUGUUCGAGGGAGCCUUCACACUGUUCGAUCAACAAUAUCACAUCAACCUAGUCACGCAGACCAAUCCCUCCUAUCCGCACAUGGAAAUCAGCACAUCCGGAGAUGCUAUAAGCACACUGUCUCAGAACACAAUCUUCCCCCGGCAAUCCACCCAAGACAACACAUGCUCCCGACCCCGGCGAGUCGCUCUGAUAGGUCUCGCCACAGAUUGUUCCUACCGCGCCGCAUUCUCAUCCACAGAUGAGCUCCGCCGAGGACUAAUCAGCAUGGUGAACACCGCAUCAGAGGUCUACGAGAGGACAUGGAACAUCUCACUCGCCAUCCGCAACAUCACCAUCAGCGACGAGUCAUGUCCUGACACACCCCAGCGAGACACCCCAUGGAAUGUCGCCUGCUCCAGUGGGAAUCUGGACUGGCGACUCCAGCAAUUUGCCUCAUGGCGACGCUGGCAUUACGACCCCAAUGCCUACUGGACUCUGAUGACGAAUUGUCCCACUGGGAAUGUGGUGGGUGUGUCCAUCGUGGGAGGGCUCUGUACGACUUACUCCGGGGCAAAUGUAGUGGCGCGGACUUCCAAUCAGUGGCAGGUUUUUGCCCACGAAUCUGGCCACAUGUUCGGCGCGACCCAUGACUGCGAGUCUGAAACCUGCUCCACUUCGAAUGGGGAUUGUUGCCCCUUGUCUUCGAGCUCUUGCGACGCCGGCGGACAGUAUAUCAUGAACCCAUCUUCCACGUCCUACCAGACGUCCUUUUCGCCCUGCACUGUUGGACAAGUGUGCUCCUUGCUUCGCUCUGGCAGAGUAGAGGAUGACUGCCUUGUACAUAGUAAUGAUACAGGACCUACGAUCAGUGGUCCAAGUACCCCUGCUGGUGAGUGCGGUAAUGGCAUUGUCGAGGACGGCGAGGAGUGCGAUUGCGGUGAGAACUGCGCGGACAAUUCCAAUCCCUGCUGCGUUAACUGCCGGUUGGUAAAUGGUUCGCAAUGCGAUAGUGGCAGUGGGCGUUGCCCAUCUGGACGCUGCGAAGGUAGUGAGGAUCGCCGUCCGUUAGGGGGAUAUAAACCGCUGGUUAUUGGACUGGCUGCUGGUAUAGGAGGGGGGUUGCUUCUUGGGAUAGUCAUUGCUAUUGUGUGGCGCUGUUGUGGGAGGAGAAGAGUGGAUAAACAGGACGAACCUCCUCUCGCUAGAGAAGUAAAUAAUCAUAUAUACCGAUAG